AUGGGCAGGGUAGAGAAUGAAGAGAGAGACUCAGUGGGAUCUGGUGACCACUUGGCCAUCAGAGCAACUCCAGCCCACGCUGCCUUUGGCUCUGCUUUCCAAUAUGGCUACAACGUUGCCAUGGUCAACACACCACAUAAGGUCUCGAAGUCAUUUUAUAAUGAAACCUACUUCGAGCGGCACGGGACAUUCAUGGACGAGAAUGUCAUGCUGCUCCUGUGGUCUUGCACUGUGUCCAUGUUUCCGCUGGGCGGCUUGUUGGGGUCACUGGUCAUUGGCCUGCUGGUUGUUAAGUGCGGCAGGAAGGGGACCCUCUUAAUCAACAACUUCUUCACCAUCGUCCCCGCCAUCCUCAUGGGAGUCAGCAAAGUGGCCAAGGCUUUUGAGCUGAUCAUCUUUUCUCAAGUGAUGCUGGGCAUCUGUGCAGGCAUAGCCUACGGUGCUCUUCCCAUGUGCCUGGGAGAACUGGGUCCCAAGAACCUGAGGGGUGCCUUGGGGACAAUGAACGAGGUCUUUAUCAUCAUUGGAAUUAUCCUAGCUCAGCUCUUCAGCCUGCAGGCCAUCCUGGGGAAUCCCGCAGGCUGGCCUGUGCUCUUGGCCAUCAUAGGGAUCCCCGCGCUGCUUCAACUCCUGUCCCUGCCCCUCCCCCACCCCGAAAGCCCUUGCUACACCUGAUUGAGAACGGAGAGACGAGGGAACGAGGGAACAGCGAGACGAGCUCUAAGGACACUGUGCAGCUGGGCCGAGGUGGAGGAUGAGAUAGAGGAAAUGUGUCUGGAGGACCAGGCCGAGAAGGCCGAGGGCCGCCUGUCUGUGCUCAACCUCUUCACGUUCCGGUCACUGAGGUGGCAGCUCAUCACCAUCGUUGUGCUGAUGGCCGGCCAGCAGUUCUCUGGGGUCAACACGAUCAACUACUACACAGACAUGAUCUAUGUCUCGGCGGGUGUGGAGGCUGAGUACUCCCAGUAUAUCACAGUGGGGGCCGGUGUGGCCAACAUAGUGAUAACCAUCAUCUCGGAGCCCCACAGAGUCAUCUUAGAUGUGGUGGCAACGCUGGCCCUGGAGUGGCCAGAGGGACAUGCACUUCCGGAUGCAUGUGGACUUCCUAGCUGUCCUGUCCCAUCCAUGGCGAGGACUGAGAUCUUCCUGCAGUCAUCCGGGCCAGCUGCAUUCACGGUGGACGGGGCUGUGCACUGGCUCACCAACUUCAUCAUCGGCUUUGUGUUCCCUUCUAUCCAGGAGGUCAUUGGUGCCUACAGUUUCAUCAUUUUUGCUGUAAUCUGUCUCCUCACUGCUGUUUACAUCCACGUGGUUAUUCCUGAGACCAAGGGCAUAACAUUUGUGGAGAUAAACCAGAUUUUUGCCAAGAGAAAUGGGGUGGAGAUUCCAGAGAAGAAAGAGGAAAUAAUAGAGUUUGGGCCUCACGUGCCCUCUACACCUGCCAAACAGACUGCCUUUUAA
Trichechus manatus latirostris (Florida manatee) is the source of this 1461-nucleotide messenger RNA. It is a transcript of the gene SLC2A7, whose product is annotated as solute carrier family 2 member 7. Gene Ontology annotation, biological process: monosaccharide transmembrane transport. Gene Ontology annotation, cellular component: plasma membrane. NCBI's taxonomy places the organism in Eukaryota, Metazoa, Chordata, Mammalia, Sirenia, Trichechidae. Gene Ontology annotation, molecular function: hexose transmembrane transporter activity. The record is from RefSeq and is a predicted model, not a curated record.